This is a messenger RNA of Lagopus leucura (white-tailed ptarmigan), 4413 nucleotides long. Its product is annotated as CCN family member 2-like. The coding region runs from base 1757 to 2851 and encodes 364 amino acids. The record is from RefSeq and is a predicted model, not a curated record. Gene Ontology annotation, molecular function: integrin binding; heparin binding. Gene Ontology annotation, biological process: cell adhesion; signal transduction. Lineage: Eukaryota; Metazoa; Chordata; Aves; Galliformes; Phasianidae. Gene Ontology annotation, cellular component: extracellular matrix; extracellular region. The transcript has 5 exons.
GAUGCUUUGGGGAUGUCUGUCCACCACCGCCUGCCUGGAGCAGUGGGAAUGCAGGCAGAGCCCUGUGCACACAGAGCUGCGCUGUGCAGAAUGCCUGAGGGUAGCAGAGCUCACUUUGCUGAGCUAAGAGCCAGCCCUGCUUUGGAAGAGGAUCAAGAGGUGACAUCGCUGGGUUUGCGGCACUGCGAGGACUGGGUCUCACAGCCCACAUCAUUACCAUCAUCAUCCUCGUGCCCCGAAAAUCCACUUGCUCCUGGAGUAGUGACCUGAGGAGGAAGUCGAACCACAGCCCCUGCAGGGCUCUGGGUCUGUUCUGUGUCCAAGAGCACGCACAGAGCAGCUGGUUCUGCUUGGGACGUUUGUGUGCAACACAGCGCUGGUAUGAGAGGAAACCCUGCUGCAUAAUUAAUGUGCUUGUUAGCAUGCGAUCUAAUUGCGGUGUCUUUUGGGUCGGUGAAGAAGUUGGGUUGGCUGCUUUGAGUGCCUGUUUGUGUUAAUAGGUGCAAUAAGCUUCUGAUCAGGUUCCAUUGCUGCUGGCAGCGCUCACAAGCGUGCUCUGUCCCCCUUCCUGCUGAGCACAGUGCCCUGUGCACCCGGCUGAGAUCUGAGGGUUAUUUCUGGGCUUUGGAGUGGUUGCUGUUCCUUUCCCUGCCUCAGCAUUGGUGCUAUCAUAGCCAUCCUACAAACGAUGGCAAACCCUGUCGCUGUGCUGCUCCGUAGUGACCAGGGAUGUCAUCUUUGUCCUCAAACCUGCUGCCUGGGCAAUGGCACUUUGGAUGCUCGAUGCACACAGCACAGCACCGCAGCUGGCACUGCUGCACCUCGGCCAUGCAGGGUGUGCUCAGCUCUGCUGCUCUUUGGGACAAGCUGUGAGGCAGAGCUGCAGCUGUUGGAUGGUGCCCCAAGCGCUGCGAUGGGAGGAGAGCAGGAAUUACCCACAGUAAUUGGCUGUUUGCAGUGUGGGAAUAGCCGUGUUCUGACUGCUUCAUCUUCUGCCAGUCUUGGAGCGUGGAACAGAACCAAUUCUGUGCUUACUGAAUUAACCCCUGGCUCCCAAAGCAAACAGCCACCCCAGCUCCCAGGCACUCCUUCCCCAGCUCUUUGAGUGCAGGGCUGAGCCCAAGCCUAUUGUAAAGGCACUGCCAUGCUGGCUCCCUACACUGCAAACUGACCGGGAGCUGCAGAGCUGCUGCAAUGCGAGCCCAUGUCCCAUCCUUACACCUUCAGAGGGUGCAGAGGGAGAGGUUUUGGGUGCAUGCAAAGCAGGGAGCACAUCUUGCCUCUUUCCCCAGCUCAAUGGGAGCUGCCAGCAGAGCUAGGCAGGAGCAGGGAGCAUCAGCAUGCCAGGUUUGGGCUCUCACUUCCCCAGAUCUUCACCUCACUCUGUUAUGCUGGUUCUGCUGCUCCUGAAGUUCACAGCAAUUCACUCUUAGUGGAAAGAAGAACAAAGCUGUAGUGAAUCUGUAGUUGGGAUCAGUGAUGUUAAAAGGGUGAUUUUAAGGACAGACCCUUCAGCAGAGGGGAAGCAAGUGCUGGGCCUAUGCAGAACCCCUCUGCAGCUGGGUCCAUGGGAGGAAAUGCUGCCUUUGUGUUAUUAAUGGUUGGUAGGGGAGAUUUUAAUGUGAGUAAGGAGCAGGAGAUACAAAAAGCCACGAGUGACUUUGCCUGGCAAAGCAGCAGCCAGGAGACUCAGCACAAAUUGGGCCAGGAGGACUGGGUGGGAGAAGGAGCUGGCAGAUGGGAAAACCUCUAAAAGAUGAGAAGAUCACUGCAAACGUGGAAGAGCUGGGGCUUUUGCACAUGGAUGAGGGAAAUGAGUCCGGGGUCUGAGCCUGGCUGUUGUGCUGACAGCAGCUGGAUGCAUUCUGAGGUAGGAGCCCAGGGCUGCACGUACCCGUGUCAGUGUCCUUCCCAGCCCCUGCAGUGUCCUGCUGGCACCAGCCACGUGUUGGACGCCUGCGGCUGCUGCAAGGUGUGCGCCAGGCAGCUGGGUGAGCUGUGCUCCCUGCAGAAACCCUGUGACCACCACAAGGGACUCUACUGUGACUUCUCCAACAUCCACAGAGGCAGCGGGAUCUGCUUAGCUCGCGAGGGUGCAACGUGUGACCUGCUGGGCAAGGUGUAUCACAACGGGGAGAGCUUCCAGCCCAGCUGCAAGCUGCAGUGCAUCUGCCUGGAUGGGGCCAUUGGCUGCAUCCCGCUGUGCUCAGCCGACCUGCGCCUGCCGUCCCCUGACUGCCCCCACCCACGGAGGGUGAAGAUCCACAACAAGUGCUGUGAGGAGUGGGUCUGUGAGGAGGGCGGCCAGGAGGAGCGCUUAGAAACUGUCAUGGCAGUUUUCAGGGAGGAUCCCAAGCCAGAGAUGAACAACCUGCAGGAGAACUGCUUGGUGCAGACCACCGAGUGGAGUGCGUGCUCCAAGAGCUGCGGCAUGGGCAUCUCUGCCCGGGUCACCAACAACAACCCCCAGUGCCACCUGGAAAAGGAGACGCGGCUCUGCAUGGUGCGGCCCUGUGACUUCCCCUGGGAGAAAGCCAAGAAGGGAAAGAAGUGUGUGCGCGCCCCAAAGCCCCGCCAGCGUCUCCUCUUCGAGUUUUCAGGCUGCAGCAGCACCCGUUCCUACAGGCCCAAGUUCUGUGGCAGCUGUGCGGACGGGCGCUGCUGCACCCCAUACAUCACCAGCACUGCUGAGGUGGAAUUCCGCUGCCCCGAGGGGGAUUCCUUCCAUAGGAAGAUGAUGUUCAUCAAGGCGUGCUCCUGCCACUAUGACUGCCCCCGGGACAACGACAUCUUCCUGGCCACCUACCAUAGGAGGAUGAUUGGGGACCACGUCAAAACAGACAGGCAGUAGCUCUCUGUGUGCCAGACCCACAGGACAGGGUGAAACGAGGGCUCUGCAAUGUUCUCAUGGCUGCACUCCGGGGCAUCGCCGCCUCUCCCUGCUCUGUGAGGGGCUUCGUUCUUCACCACGGCGCCGUUCGCCUCCUAUGGUCCUGGUGGCCUUGUUAAUAACAGCGGAUGAGGGAUCAGCCCCAUCUGGCUGACAGCACACAUCUGUGCAGAGCUCAGCAGAGGAGCUGGGAGCAAGCUUGAGCAGCCACCUUAAUCUGUUCUCCCAUAGACUGGCUGGGAGAGUGGACUAAAGCCAUUUGGCUCCAGCCUGGCUCCAGAGGGAGCGCAGUGGGCACAGCACCCUGUGCCAUUCAGCUGCCACACUGUGCAGCCAGAGAAUGGGACAGGGGAAGCUCAGGAGGUCAGAGCCAGCUGGCAUUCCCAGCCCAUGGCCAGCAGCACGGGGCUCUGAUGUGUGCUGCUGCAAAGCGGCUCAGGGAGGAAAGUGCUGAGGCCCCACGCUGAGGUCCCACUGAACCUUUUAAUUAUGUUUGGUUAAUUAGAUUCAGCAGGUCAGCAAAAGCUCCCCUCAUCCCCAUGCCCACCCUUCGCCCUGCCUCAUGCUUUCCAACAGCAGCUCUUUGCUCCUGGAGACGCCAGGAUGCCCUGUUCUCUGCGCAGCUGAAGGCUGUCUUUUCUUUUUACGGUUAAAUUCCUUUUAGCCUCGUUGUGCAGUGAGGAUGGCAGCAAAGCCAGAGGCACGAGGAGGCUGUGGGGUGUUAUUGCAGGAGCACUGCUCUCCUUCAGAGCCUGAGAGGUUCUUUCAGAGAGGAGAAGACCCAGACAGGUGUAGUUUCCUCCUUCAGACCCAAGGAGCAUUUCUGCAGUGGGGCAUAGCAAGUCUCCUCACGGUGAAAUGACCACGUCCUGCUGUCCCCUCUGCAGUCCCUUCAGAAGCAGCUCUGCAGGAGCUCUGGCUCAUGUGCACACAGCGGGGUCAGGAGCUGGAGGAGUAAAGAACUCAAAGCUCCCCAAGGGGAGCAGAUCUGCUCUGAAGUUGGGCAAUGACAGGGAGCUGGGGUCCCCUGCCUGGGCUGUCCCAUGGCACCGAGGAUCCAGGACAGCCACUCGUGAGCCCACAAGCCAGCAGGGUUCUCAGCAGCCUCAUGCAUUUGCUUCUGCUGAUUUCAGUAGAAACAUGCAGGGAAAGGCCUGACUUCGUGCCUUCCACCCUCCCCACCCUCUCUUUAUCCCCACUGCUGCAGCCCAGCAGGAUUACGGGCCACGCUACAGUGCUGAGCCCUUCCCUGUCCCCACUCCCAUUCCAAAGCAAAGCUGUGGGUCCGGGCCGAUCCAAACCCACAGCAGCUGUUCUCCCUUUGCAGCCCUUGAUGCAUUCCUCCCCCCAGGCUGCAAAACACAGCCCCCAUCUCAGCCCCCUCCUGCUCCCAUCCUGUGACCCUUCAGCCUGCUGCGUAUCAUCAGUGCAAACUGAAAUAAUUGAUGCGAUGGUUUCUUUUAAAGGCAUUUGUACAGGUUUUGUAUCCUAACCCCACUCGGGGCGAUUCCACCUUGUAGAUU